UUUCGUGUAAAGACUACGUUUUUCGUUACUCAAAAAAUUUAAAAUGCUGCGCGCAACUCUAGUGGCUACCCAAAAGGGUGGAAUCAAUCGGGCCCUGCUCGCUGGCCGUCUUGUGAAGCCUUGUGAUUACUCAACGCUGGUGGUUCUGCCCCUCAAGUGUUUCGACGGGGCCCCAUUCCGUGGCUGCGUGCCGAUCUAUCGCUUUAGCAGCGGUGGUGGAGGGGAUGAUGACAAGAACAAGAAGCCACCGACUGGUUUUGCCAUGCCCAAUAUUGGUACCGAUUUUGGGGUUAAGACCCCAGCAGGCGGAGCUUCCGAGUUGGGCGAAACAUCGACUCUAAUGGGCGUAAAGGCGAGUGGGGACAACCCCCCGCAAAAAGAUAACGUGGAAGCGCUCAUUAAGCGCUUGAAAAAUGUUAGCAAAAGCUAUGACGGUCCCCAGGAUAAAGGCAACGAGGAAGGCCCACUAAACAAACUCGACGAAAUCUUUGCAUCCGUCCAGAAAAAUACGGGCAAAACAGAACUGUGCGACCAAGAAAAUCGCGGCCAAGGAGAAUUCGCUGUUCCGGAGAAAAAUAUUGAGAAGAAAUCGGCUGCUGAAAACCCCAAAAGUGGCAGCGUCGAGGAGGCAACUGAGCGUGUCAAGAAUCAAUUGGGAGAGCUGCCCUCCAAGGAGCAGCUGAAGAAGUACUUCUUGCGCAUUGUGGCCUUUCUCUAUGACCUCAGCUUCUUGGCUGUCACUUGGGCCAUCAGCUUCGUUGAGAAAAACGUAAUCGAAAACCCCACUGUGAAGGCGUACUGGAAGAAGUUCCACGAGAAGAUGCAACAGGCCAAAAAGGAUUAAAUAUAAACCCUCAAACUUUUGUAAUGAUGCAUAUGUAGAUAUAAUUUGAUUACAAAUAUACAUCAUUCUGAGAAUCUACAA
Messenger RNA from Drosophila persimilis, 925 nucleotides. RefSeq lists its product as uncharacterized. The transcript has 2 exons. NCBI's taxonomy places the organism in Eukaryota, Metazoa, Arthropoda, Insecta, Diptera, Drosophilidae. The record is from RefSeq and is a predicted model, not a curated record. The coding region runs from base 44 to 844 and encodes 266 amino acids.